Messenger RNA from Fimicolochytrium jonesii, 1485 nucleotides. Its product is annotated as outer membrane protein Iml2/Tetratricopeptide repeat protein 39. Lineage: Eukaryota; Fungi; Chytridiomycota; Chytridiomycetes; Spizellomycetales; Powellomycetaceae. Gene Ontology annotation, cellular component: mitochondrial outer membrane; nucleus; cytosol. Gene Ontology annotation, molecular function: protein binding. The record is from RefSeq and is a predicted model, not a curated record. The annotation marks the transcript as partial. The transcript is spliced from 3 exons.
AUGUCGGGAGGGUGGGCAAACAGCCCCGAGGACGAAGACGAUGAGGACGACGAAGAAAUCGAACGGGCGGAAGACGAGGCAAGCUCCCCGGGAGGCGUUGCCGACGCCACGCCGGGGGUGACAGUCGACAAGCGGGCCGUCAAGAACCGCGCCGCCGAAGCGGAGAAGGAGCUGGACAGCGACAUAGCGGAGGCGCAGGACGCGCUCGAACUCUUCCUCAAUUCCCGCUUCGCCGAAGCCGAACGCAGAUUGAGCGCCAAAAAUGGGCGGUCGUUGUACCACACCUUGGGGUACGCGACCAUCUCGUACCUCCGCGCGCUCUUCACGUUCGAUCCCUCCGAUGUCCGCAAGGCCACAGAGUCGUUGCGCAAUGCCGUGGAGAUUGCCGCGAUAUACAAGAAAGAGACGAGCCUCGUUUCCUCGUUCACGAGCAUGAUGACGCGUUCCAAAGAAGGAAGCCACAUCAAGCACAUGACGAAACUACAGCGCCAUGCCGAGCUGGUCCACGCCGAAGCGCAUCUGGCCAAAUCGAUGUUGUCGCUGAUCACCGACAGCAACAUCAUUGCGUUUGUCAGGGAGGGGUUGAACAUCCGAGCCGCUUACAACUCGUAUAAGAACUGCUACAAGUUCUUGCAGAGGACGUAUGAUGAGGAGGGUGGCGCGCAAGGUCUGGCCAAGGCUGGAAUCGACGAGCAUUUCGUGUCCGGAAUCCUACUGGGCAUCGGCGCCUUCAACCUAUCGCUUUCGAUGAUGCCUGCGAAGGUGUUGCGGCUAUUCGAACUGAUCGGCUUCUCUGGCGACAGAGAUUUCGGACUAUCGCGACUGGAAAUAGGCGGCGAAUGGCCCAUCCGGAACCGAGCAGGGAUAUACGACCAUAAAGUCAAACCCGCAGCUCGUGUCCGCAAAGCGCUAUGUGACCUCGUCUUGCUCGGCUACCACAUCAUCCUCUCCUCCCUCGUUCAAUUACCCGACUGCGAUAUGGAUUUCGCAAAGCAGAUCCUGGCGUAUAACUUGGAAAGGCACCCCAACAGUUUCAUCUUCCUGGCCAUGCGCGCCAGGGUUGCCCAGACCGAAGGCAAUCCAGCCCAGGCUAUCAGCGAGUACAAGCGGGUGAUUGAGAUUCAGAACGAGUGGAGGCAACUGGUGCAUCUCUGUAUUUGGGACUCAGCCACAUGUUACGGAGCGCUCGGAAAUUGGUCCGAUGCGCAUGACAUGCACGAAACCUUGUUCAAGGAAAGCAAGUGGUCAAAGGCCAUUUACAAGUACUUGCAAGCGAUAUCGCUGUACGCUCAGGAUAUCAACGGGGACAAGAAAGAACAAGUGGGCGAAAUGUUGAAGGAGGUGCCUAAACUGACAAAGAAGAUCGCGGGCAAGUCGAUACCGAUGGAGAAGUUUGUAUCGCGAAAAUGCCGGAAAUGGCAGCUACAGGGCGGACGAUUGUUUUUGCCGCACUUUGAGAUGCUCUACAUCAUGAACGGGUUCGAU